AGAGCUGCUCCGCGCUGGGACAAUCCGUUGCUAGCUAGCGGCUAACUUAGCUAGCUAGCGAGCUAACUGUGCUAGCUGUGUCCCAGCCUCACAGCCCCUCGAGCUAACACGCACCAAAUGUUUGCUAGCAGCCUCAUAUAACCGUGAAGGUUUCACACGGAGCAGCUGAUCUGAAAUAAGGUCGAUUUAAGUUAAAUAUCGCAAGUUUUAGAUAAGUUGUUGGUCAAGAGAAGAUAGACUUAAAGUGUCAAGCUAGUAAGACAUUUUCGGUGUCUUUCAAAAUAAGAGCGCAGUGUAUACAAAGUCUUUUCAGAAACAAGCUACAGAGGUGGGUCUCAUGUCUACAGUAAGGGACUGUUCUUUACAGGGGGGGUGUGACUCUUUAUUUAUUUAUGUAUUUAUUUUGCUCCUCCUGAGCUACAAAUAUUUUCCCUUGAGCCCCUGUGUGGGUUUACACUCGUCAUGCAGUGCAGUUUGUACCUGGCCAAAUUUUAAAUGGGACGUAGAAGAAAGCGAUUUUGAUGACAGAAGUUUGUCACACAUGAUGUGUGUUUUAACAGUUUCUGGCUGAAAUAAAUGUUGCAACUAACUCGCCCAUAGGCAUGUUUGAAAGGCUUGUUUUCUUUAAAACACCAGCGGUAAAAUAAAUACAGACUACAACCAUUUAAAGUUGCAUGCCCCUCUCCUAAGCCAGAAUAAAAACACAAGUCCCUCCCCUUUGUUUAAGAAAUUAUUUGACAUGCCUCCCCCUUUUCUGCACCACUCCCUUCCUCCUUUAUAACAGUCCCUAACGUCCAAUUUACAAUUAUACCGUUAGAUUGAAACAGUGGUAAAUCGUCUCUCCAAAUGUGUAACAUAAAACUUUUGCUUAACUUUACAUCAGAGCUGAUAAAAUUAUUUGAUUGUUAUUGUAUACAGCACUUAUAACUUAAAGUCCAGUUUACUCCUAUAGUUCACGUACUGUAACUGUGCCAUGAAGGGCAAAGAGUGUGCAGGUUGGAGAUGCAGCCGACCGCCACUGUAAGGGACUGUUCAUUACUUAUGACAGGUGAGGGGUCGGUGCAAAAUGGUGCAGGCACUUAAAAAAAAAUGGAAUUAUGUUUCUUAUUUUGCCUAGGAGAAGGAUUUUUAUGUUUAAAUUGUCUAAUUUUGUAUUUAAUUUUAAUACCCUUGAAACCCAUAAACUUGCUAGUGGUGUAAAAAGCAGGUUUGCUUUAAUGAGUGUGUGUGAUGUGGAGGCUUAAUAACUUUUGUUGGUUUUGUGUGUGGCGGUCAUGCAGCCAUAUUCUGCUGAGUGCACACAGCUUGUGUCAUGAUGCGAUUUUUAAGGAUUUGCAUUUUGCUUAAGAAGUUAGCUGUUUGUUUAGGUGAAAACUCACUCCCGUGCUGUUUACAUAUUUGCUCUAUACCCACAUUUCGUGUGAAUUAGAGGGUGACACAUAAGUAAAUUGUCACUCCAGUCCCAUCCUGCUCCCAAAAAAUAACUCGUCCUGUCCCAAUCCCAUGUUAUAUUUUUAUAAAUAAUAUAGCAUUCAUUCAAAGCUGCAUAUUCAUAUAUAAAAACUAUGCAUAUUCAAUCAGCUAUAGAGUACAGCAUGAUGCUGAAUUAAGAAAUAACUUCUGACAACAGCUAAAACAACUGUACACAUUUAUUUUAAGAUAUUUUCACAAUAUUUUUUUUGUAAUUUUUAUGUUCUUGUACAUUUUUAUUUCACAGUUUUUUUCCAUAUUUUUAUUGUAAUAUUUCUAUUCUAGCCUGUAUUUUAUUCUUAACUGUUGUGGUACUUUUUACCUUUACAUUUGAUUUCCUUUCCUCCUAAUAUGUUUCUUGUAUGCACCUUUGUUGUAAAUGAAAACCUACUUUGUAAUUAACCUUAUUCUGAUUCGAACUGAUACAACAAUGUGUCGAAUAAAUCGCACUGGCUGAGUUCAUUAGCUUGAUGCUAACAUACAAUAGGAAUUACCAUGAAUUGGCUAACAGUAAUUAGCAUCGUGAUAAUAUUAUAUUAACAAAUGAUGCAUUUUACUUGACAUGCUUAACGUAAAAUGACGUGUUCUCACACAUAUAUUCCCUGUGUUCUGUGGAAACAAAGUAAUAGCUGCUGACUCACUUUAUAUUAAUAGGUUAUUAUAUGAUUCCCGUCUGAUCUGUCCAGUUGUCUUUUUCUCCUGUCCUGUCCUAGUCACGUAAUGAAUAGAAAAAUUGAGUCCCAUCCCGCGGGAAUCCCACAGAAAUCACGUGACCCACAAGAUUCCCGAAAAGAUGUCAGUCUCUAGUGUGAUUUUACAAAAAUGUGGUUAUUUAUGAUGGAGAGAGGGUCAUGCAUUUUCCCGUAUCACUCAGGGCAGCUGUUCUUGACCCAGUAAUAUUUAUUUCUAAAACUUCUGUCUGCCGGCUUCUUGUUCCUGCUGCUAUUGUUAUUGCUCUGCCAGUCUGUCUUUGUAUAUUUGUUGUUAUUUGUUGCAUUACUUAUUUUAUUUUUGCUGAUGUUGCAUUGUCCGUCCUGCUGCAUGUGUGCGCUACUUUUGUUGUUGCUGUACUAUGUGAUGCUGCUCUCUGUUAGCCACUUUAUGCUAUUUGUCUUUUAUGUAAUGCACGUUGUAUGUGUUGCUGUUUCUUUUAUCUUUUGAUACCCCUCUAAUCCCUUUCCCCUUCUCCUCAAGAGGCUCUUGCCUUUUGUCAGGCCGCCAUUGUAAAUAAGAAUCUGUUCUUAAUGACUUGCCUGGUUAAAUAAAGGUUAAAUAAAAUAAAAAAUAAAGGGAAACUCAAGGAAACAUAUUGUAGUGUGAGGGAGAGUCAUGAUAAAAUAAUAAUAAUGAUGAUUAUAAUAGUAAUAAUGAAGUCACACCCCUGCCUCUUCUGAUAAAUAGAGUACAGUCCCUAAGUCAAUGCUUAUUGUUCAGAAGUAAAGUUUUAAUAGUUGGAACUGUUUUUUGUCUGUCUUUCUGUUCUUGUGGGGAUAUAAUCUAAGCCACAGAGAGGUUAUUACUAUUAUUAUUGUUGUUGUUGUUGUUGUUAGAGAAACCAUACAAAUUUAAAAAACUGGACAUUGUCUUUAGAUGCCACGAAUGCUUUUAUUUUUUAAGGUUGCAUUGUAUCGCUUCCGCUUUCUGUCUGUCUCGCGCUGGCUACCUUGACACAAGUAGGUAGCAGCAGGCAGCUAUCGGUGUGAGGCUGGAGCUCAGCUCAGGGGAACCAGCCGGAGUUGAUGGUGUUAGCUUAGCCACCAUAGCCUGCUAGCGAGUCAUCUGCUGUUGUAUGUCUGCCAGCAUGCUAAUGGAGGCAGCUUAACCGCGACACACUGCAGCACGUCUCCUGUGUGACUCUGUAGAGGUCCAGCCGAGCUGAACUCCGCGGAGCCAUGCGACAGUGGUGUGUCCCCGCUGCGACCCCGCGCACUGAACCACUCCCGGGGCGCCUGUCUGUGUCACCCCCUCCUCCAGAUGCCAGGAUGGAGUGCUGUGAGGUGGAGCCGCGCUACACCAUCGAGCAGAUCGACCUCCUGCAGCGCCUGCGUCUAUCCGGCAUGACCAAACCUCAGAUCAUCCACGCUUUGGAGUCCCUGGAGAGGCUCGACCCGGACCACCGCCCGUCGCACUGUGACUCCCAACCCGCCCAGUCCAACAACACCCCCACCACAGCCGCUCCGGCCCCGUCCUCAUCUUCAUCCUCCUCCUCCUCGCUCUCCCUAGCCUCUGCUACCACGCAGACCUCCGGCCUUGACGGCGCCGCUCUGUCCCCUAGCAAUAGCUACGAGGCCUCGCCUCCGCCCCUCUACCCUCCCAGUGUGGCGGUCCAGCGGUCAUUCAGCUACGACAUGAUGGGAGAGGAGGAGUGGGACCUGGAGGAGAAGGUGGAGGAGUACAUGAGGAGAGACAGCAACCUGGUGAAAGAAGAGAUCAAAACUUUCCUCAACAAUCGCAGGAUCUCUCAGGCCAUCGUAGGCCAAGUUACAGGCAUCAGCCAGAGCUACAUCUCUCAGUGGUUGCUGCAGCAGGGCCUGGAGAUGAGCGACUCCAAACGCAGAGCUUUCUACCGCUGGUACCUGCUGGAGAGGAACAACCCAGGGCUGAGGUGGAGUGAAAGCCAGCACAGCGUGAGCCCCAUGCCCAGGGCCAGGGGAGGGGACAGAGACGGGACGGUAGCAGGGGCAAGCGGCAGCCUCCCCAACCCCAACACCAACCUCAACCCCAACCCAGUGUGGAGCAGGCAGAGAGAGCUGCUGAUGCACUUGCUGCCAUGGUACACUGCUGCUGCUGCGGCCGCCCAGGCCCAGCCAGGGGCCACCUUGUCAAUGCGGUCUCUGGUGAAGGAGGAACCUGAUUGGAGGACAGGGAUCAUGGCAGGCGACAGAGCAGGGAUGGUGGGCGGACCUCUGAGGCUGCGCAGAGGAAGCCGGUUCACCUGGAGGAAGGAGUGUCAGUCAAUCAUGGAGAGCUUUUUCAUGGAGAACCAGUACCCAGAUGAAGCCAAGCGAGAGGAGAUUGCCAACGCCUGUAACUCUGUCAUUCAGAAACCAGGCUGUAAGCUGUCAGAGUUUGAGCGUGUGACGGCGUUGAAGGUGUACAACUGGUUUGCCAACCGUCGGAAGGAGAUGAAGAGAAGAGCGAACAUCGCUGCCAUUUUGGAAAGCCAUGGAAUUGAGGUGCCAAGUCCAAGCUGCCACUCAAACGGUGAGGAAGGAGAGAUGCACGAGUUUGGCGAUCAGGUGAAUCAUCGGUUCUCAGAGCAGGAAGAGACAUCUUCCCACAGGAUUGCUGACCAACAAGACCCCUCCUCAUUGGCUACUACAGAGGUCGCAGCCCUGCCGAGCCCCACCCCUCAGGUCCUGGAUCAGAAAGACGAGGAUUCAAAAAGGGAGACUGUGGAUGAAGAGUGACCAAAGCCGGUGGAGUUUGGAUCGUAUUUGAAUUUUAAUCAGAUGAAAUAGGAAAACAAUAAGUGUCUCCUCCUCCACACAUGUAGGGCCUUUGGGGCCUGUGGCACCCGAAAAUCAAAGGGAGAGGGGUGCUGAGGCUCGCUGAGGUGCCUCUUAUGGUAAGGAGACCACUGUAUUUAUCAACAGUAAUCCUGCUUAUAUUAACGGCAAUAUACAGUAUAUAUAUAUCAAUAUAUAGUGCAUUCCAAGAUGGUAUUAAAAAGCCUAAAAUCCUUAGAGGGAGAAUUAUGUAAAAGAUACCUCGCCCAUUUUAAGCUAAGCCUUUUCUUGUUUCUUUGCUACAUGCCUUCUUUUAGCCUUUUCAGAGCGCUUGUUUGAUGGACUGUGGUGCCACGAGCGUGCUGAGCCUGCAGGUCAGGUGUGUUUGGGUGUGGGGUUAAAGUACGCUAUCAAGUAUCCAGUUAAUGGUGAUACGAAUGCCCUGCGCUUGCUUGAAUGUCUUUGACCCAUCUGGUUCGUAAGACUCUAACCUCAAUCAAUCGAUUGAUUCAGUCAGUCGAUCAAUCAACGAGUGCUGUUAUCAAAUCCGUAAAGCCCUGAGGGACAACUGGAAUCUCAGGAAAUCCCAAAAAAUGGUGGAUAAGGACAGUGAAGAGUUGUCUUAACAUCCGCUUUUUUUUCUUCAUCUUGAUUUUCCUCAUCAUAACUGUGUUUAACCAAAACAGGAUGUGUUAUUUAUACCUUUUUAUAUUAGCAAGACAAGCCUAAGACAAUAUAUCAUCGUAUCUCUUUGUCAUCGGUCUUCUUUGUUAUACUGAAUGCUGCUGUUUGUUUGGUCAUUUUUGGAGGAUAUCCUCAUUUCAAAGUCUGUCUCAAUCCUCAACUCAGCCAGUGAAGCUAGACUACACACACAGGUCUACUCAGUUUAUGUUUUUAUUUAACGUUUGAAAGAACGCUAAAACAAAUGUGAUCAAAAGUGAUGCGUUAGCUUACACGCUACAAGCACCUUCUCUCCUAUUGGAAUAAGCUAAAGCUUAAGCUCCUGUAAGUUUGUAUGACUGCAAAGCUGCACUUCAAAGUGGAUCUCACUAUAACUGAAAGAGGGAAGCGUUACCGACUACCUGCAUUUGGGCCUCGACAUGUACAUAACCCAGAGAAUAUACACGUCUGUGGGUGCUUUCCUUCAAAUUACAUUAGCACUAUAUAGAAACUGUUAUUUGUCAAACUUGAAUAGCUUCCUUAAAAAACUUCACUUACAAAAUGAUCAUUUGUGUGUCAGUUACUUACUACAUGUGACUUUGAAUUUGUGAAGGAAACUGUUUUUCUCGCAUGUCUUUAUGGUGAACGAAGAAUCCAAAAAAUGCGAACAGUCCUCAUGACUGAAAGUAAACUGGGACCACAUUUAACAACAACAAAACUAUAUCACAAAAACAUCUAUUCACAAACUGUCACAGAACUCAUGCAGUGUAAUCCAAGUCUCAUUUAUCCAGGUCGUAUGCUCAGUGUCUCCCAAACACAAUUCAGAGUUCCCACAGUCAUGGAAAACCUGGAAAAGUCAUGGCAUUUGUAAAAACCUUUGAAAGUUUUGGAAAAGUCGUGGGAUUUUGUUGUGUGUGAUGAAAUUGUUCAGUAAUCUUCCAUGGAUAAGCUUUUAUGUAAUGUGACAUAAAGAAAAAUCUAUUUACUGUAGCUGUCGACAUCACUUAGCUCAGUUACGUGUACCGUUUUGUUUACCAACAGGUAUGUUUGUCAAUUUUUUCCCGUGUUCCGUCUUUCUUCGUCUUUCUGAAUAUAGUAUAAGUCUGAUAUGUUUGAAAAACCCUGGGCAAGUGGGGCAAAAAAAAUAUGAGUCCUGAAAAAGUCUAGGUCACUGUGCUAUGCAGUGUACUUCUGGGGACAUUUUGGUCCCCAGAUUUUGCUGCGGAGUGAGCGCUCCUGUCCGGACAGGAUGGAGCGGUACAGAGGAGGAGAAACAUUCUAGCUCUGAGACAACAUUAUCUUCUCUCUUCUGCUUAGAAGUGGUGAGGUUACAGCUCAGAGCAACUUAAUACGACAGAGUCUCUGGCUUUUGUUUGAUAUCUAGUGUCAGCAAAAAAAUAUUCUGAUCCACUGUUAGUGCCGUCAGCUGGUUUACUAUAUAACAUGGAUGCUGUUGUCACACUGAACGUCCCAAUGAGCCCUGUUCAAACUUUACACCUUUAUAAAGGAAAAAAAACAAAGGACGAAUAGUUGAAUAUUUGUAUUUAACGGCCAAAUCUGAUUUGACUGACAUAAUUGUCAGUUGGGUACAGCCCAAAGAAAAGUCAUGGAAAAGUUUAGAAAUUUUGUCCAUAAAAAUGUGUGAAAACCCUGACACAUGCAUUCUCACUAAAACAUAAAGAUUUAAAACACUCAAGCCGUGAGCAUUUUGCGCCACUUGGCCGUUCAUUAGACUGUUUGUACUGACAUGUUUUAAAUCGAAAUUUUUCUGCCCCCAUGCCAGUGACAGCUGUGGCCGCAGGCAUCCAGUUUUCUGGUUGUCCAUCCGUCAAUCCAUCACAUUCUCUUGAAUAUAACAUCUCCAGAACCCUUGAGGCAAUUUUUUCAUAUUGGGCAUAAAUGUCCACUUGGACUCAGUGAUGAACAGAGUAGAAUUUGGUGGUCAAAGGUCAAGGUCACUGUGACUGUGUCCAUCUUAUUCUCAAGAACGCAAUAUCUCAAGAACACCCUGAGGAAAUUUCCUCAAAUUUUUGGCAUAAAUGUCCACGUGGACUCAAGAAUGAAUUGAUUUGAAUUUGGUGGUCAAAGGUCAGUGUGACCCCACAAAAAUGUCAACUUCACUGUGACAACAUCAUGUUUUCUGGCCAUUAUUCAACGUCGUAUCUCAGGAACAGAAGGAGAGACAUUUGGGCAGAUACAGAAUUUGUGACACAAAUUUUUUGAAACUGUGCUGAUUGUAUAGAUCCUCUGUGCUGUUGGGUUGAAGACGUGUGUGAAGCAUCUUCAUUUUAGAAUAUGAAGUUUCUUUGCAGCAACAUCUGUACUUUUUGUCGACUGUCAUAGCUACAUAUGAGUCUGGACGGACAUGGAUGUAAAUUGUAACUUAACUGGUUGGCAAAGGCAUACAACCAUGAGGUGGCAAUUGUAGUUUAAAUGCAUGUGUUUGGGAGACACUGAGCAUACGACUGGAUAAACGAAACUUGCAUUAUACUGCUCGAGUUGUGUGAGGGUUUGUAAAUGGAUGUUUUGAUACAGUUUUGUGUGUUGUUAAACGUGCUCAUCGUUUACUUCAAUUCAUGAAGCAUGUUCGCCCUUGAUGGAUCCUCCGUUCAUCAUAGAGGUAUGCAAGAAAAACACAUUUUUCUUCAGUAAUUCAAGGUAACACACGACGAGUAGUUGUUACACAAAUGCUCAUUUUGCAGGUGAAGUAUUCCUUUAAACUCUGCAUUACUUAGUCCCCUAUAUUUACUGGCCCAAGGCCGUGGGAGUUACUCCCCAAAUGUCCAUGAAAUGGACAAAGGCGCUUGUUCUUGGCCCCCAACAGGGUGCUACCAUGUUACCUCCUAAUGCCAAAGCUAUGCCAAGGUAGAGAUGAGCUACUGUGCUCCCAGGAACAGGAUAUGACACAGUCACGACACUAUAGAUAUACAGUACAUAGAUGUUUAUUUGCUCAGUACAACACUAGCCAACUCUAGCUUACCUCAGAAUAUCUCUGUGUCAUGAAUGUGUGACGGGCUAUCUGUCAUACAAGUGACAGCAGCCAUUAUUGUGACUGUUGACGAUACGGACAGUGUUAUGUAGCAUUUAUGACAGUGGGGUUUGCCCUGUGUUGUUAAUAUAUACUCACCUCAGACAGUUCUCUCGUCCGGCUUUGGACAGGAACCCCAAAGCUGCACGCUGUUUCUGAUUAUUCUGCUCCUCUAUCUGCUUUUAUCGAGAAAACAAUAACAAUAAUAAAAUUGUAAACAACG
This is a messenger RNA of Epinephelus moara (kelp grouper), 8830 nucleotides long. RefSeq lists its product as uncharacterized. Gene Ontology annotation, cellular component: nuclear origin of replication recognition complex; nucleus. Gene Ontology annotation, molecular function: double-stranded telomeric DNA binding. The record is from RefSeq and is a predicted model, not a curated record. NCBI's taxonomy places the organism in Eukaryota, Metazoa, Chordata, Actinopteri, Perciformes, Serranidae. The transcript is spliced from 10 exons. The coding region runs from base 3363 to 4880 and encodes 505 amino acids. Gene Ontology annotation, biological process: DNA replication; positive regulation of DNA-templated transcription.